UCCGGCUACAGCAGAUAGUCUCCCCUAUCAGUCCACAAAUCAACGCGUUCCAUUUGGGAGCAAGUAUGCGGUGAUACUGUUCCCAUUGGGAUUAUUUACCUGCAUGGUGUGCAAACACACCGCUCUCUGUUGCCCUUGACCGAAUAGAGCGAAUUCCCCCUUGAUGCAACGCGCCCGCGAGAGGAGAGAAGGAGAGCUGGGGACUGGGGGAGGGAGGGGAAGAGGGAUGUUUGGCGACAGCUAUGCAAACUGGCUCCAAUCUCAGUUGGGGCGGGCAAACCGAGGUGACAGACCAUUCCGAUUCCCAGGAUUGUUUUCAUCCGCACAUCGACCCCGUGAACUCCUCAACUCGAGUGAUGCUGACGUUGAGCAGAUCCGGAUUACUGUACCAGGAUCCCCAGACGGUUUUUCCAGAUGGUCGCCCUCUAAUACCGCUUUCUUAACCCCCAAAUGAAGGAUUCCACUCUAAUGCAGUUUACAGAGAGCAGGGCAUGGCCGGUAAGCCGUUCCGGGCCACCUUCAUCUGGAGCAGCAUCAUCGCCAACCUCCAGCAGCGCAUCCAGGUCAAGCGCCACCGUCAUAAGCUCAAGACCUACCAUGACUGUUUCCUGGGGUCAGAGGCUGUGGACGUGGUGCUGGCCCAUGUCAUCCAGUCACGGUUCUGCGGCGAUGCCGAGGUGCCUCGCUCCAAGGCCGUACGCCUCUGCCAGGCCCUGAUGGAUUCGCGGGUGUUCGAGGCGGUGGGCACCAACGUAUUUGGGAAUAAGGAGAAGAGGCGUGCCACCUUCGAGGACAGUAGCUGUAGUCUGUACCGGUUGCUUCCGCUUCCGUCUAGUCCCACUACCAUGACCAGCUCGCACUCGACGAGCACCAUCACCAUCGAGAGUGGAUACGACUCGCCGAGCAAACACCGGAACAGCUACAGCCCACCUCUCAAACGUAAAGAGGACCAGUACUCCAACAACCACUCUCCGGUCAAAACAGACAAAUCACUAGAGGACGUGUUGGGGAACCUCAACAUCACCUCAACCAUCACCCCACAGAUGAUCAACCUCGGCCUCUCACAGGAGUUGGUGGGUGAGGUGUGGCGCCAGCAGACGGUGUUCAGGCUGCUACAGCUGAUAGAGCUCCCCCUUCUGGAGAGUCUGUUGGAGGGAGAGGAGCGGCCCAGGCCCCCUCUACACAGCAUGGACAGUGACCCAGACCUGCUCUACACAUCCAGCUACCUGGACAGAGAGGUCCUGAAGGCCUUCAGCGAAGCACAGGCUGAUGAGUGGUUGUCGGCGGCGGUGGACUGUCUGGAGUUCCUGCCAGAUGACUUGGUGGUUGAGGUGAGCAGGGGUCUGCCCCGCUGCGGUGAGGACCAGGGCCAGUGUAAGAGACUGGUGUAUGGGAUCCUGGUCCAGCACUACGGAGAGACACAGCACCCUCCACUACUCAGCAACCACGUCUUCGACAUCCACUCCAGCAUCUCUGAACUACUGGUGAAUGGGAAGAGGGAGCAGGCUCUGGAGGCCCUACAGCUGUGUCUGAAACUACAGGACUCUCGCAGUAAAGAGGAGCUACGCAGACUGCUGCGAUUCAUGGCCGUCGCUGCCAAACCGCAGGAGGUCAAACUGCACAAAGAGGUAGAGAACAGGAUGGCGGUGAAGAGAUCUUUCUCUAGUGCCAUCGUCUACAGCAUGAGACUGGCCAAGGGGAAGGUUGACCUGCUGGUGCUGUUUAUGGUGGAAAACCACUGUGACGUCUUCAAGAUUCCAGUGUCGUUGCACCAACUUGUGAGCGACAGACUGACCAACAUUGUGAAGGGGAAAGACCCACACGUCUUAACAUCCUCUACAUAUUGCAGGCGAGUUAAUGGAAGAGUGUACGUGGAGAGCAAACAGAAGACCACCAAAGAGGAACUAUGGGCUCUACUGAAGACAAUCCACGAGAACCCCAAACUGUCCAACAAAGAGAAGAGACGCUUGCUGGGACAGUUCUACAAGGGGCAUCCUGAGAUCUUUGUCCAGUACUUUGGAAGCAGAUUGUCAAGUGAUGAUCUGUAGCUAACUAGGGUGAUAUUUAAGUGAAUAACUAAUGUAUUAUUUGUAAAAAAUAAUAAAAAGACAAAGGUGAUGUAAAUGUUGUAAAAAUGCAGUGUACUAAUAGAUUUUAUUUACUUCACUCAUGUGAAGAGUUGAAUGUGAAAGCUUUAAUAAAAUGUGAGAAUGGUUUUUAUAA
This is a messenger RNA of Oncorhynchus kisutch (coho salmon), 2223 nucleotides long. RefSeq names its product DEP domain-containing protein 7. Lineage: Eukaryota; Metazoa; Chordata; Actinopteri; Salmoniformes; Salmonidae. The transcript is spliced from 9 exons. Gene Ontology annotation, biological process: intracellular signal transduction. The coding region runs from base 492 to 2048 and encodes 518 amino acids. The record is from RefSeq and is a predicted model, not a curated record.